This is a messenger RNA of Schistocerca piceifrons (Central American locust), 1434 nucleotides long. RefSeq lists its product as uncharacterized. The coding region runs from base 1 to 1434 and encodes 477 amino acids. Lineage: Eukaryota; Metazoa; Arthropoda; Insecta; Orthoptera; Acrididae. The record is from RefSeq and is a predicted model, not a curated record. The transcript is spliced from 8 exons.
AUGUCUCUGCGGUACGCACUGCGUUUCCAUCUCAGUCUGCUGACAAUGCACCCAGUGAACGUAACUGCAUCGUUGCUGGUUCUGCUGGCAGCCAAUGGCACCACGUUGCUCGACUGUGUCUGCAACCGCCUUGCAAACGUCAAAGGCCUAAAAGGACUCACUUUCGGUGAAAAAUUGAUACGGUGGGACUACUGUACACAAAGAAGUGAUUAUAGGCUGUACGCAACGUGUGAGAACCUCAGGCCGCCGUCCACCGUGGCGCGAGCCGUUUCACACCUGAGACCGGGCACCUGGAGCUACCAACCACCGCUGUCUGCAGAUGGAGACCCAUGGCUCGCAGACGAGGAGCAGUGCGACGUCGUCAUGGCGGCGAUUCGUGAUCUUUCGCAGAACGAGGCGUGGGAACUCAGUAACCAGCUCGUGUGCCGCAUCGCUGCCGACUGCGUUCAUACCUGCCCUGUACAGUGGUUGAACGACACGGAAUGGAACGCAACAACGCUGGCAGCGGAUCAUGUGAGGCGUCCUAUCCUCUCCCAAUUAGUGCACGCUGUUCGGCGUAUCACAAAAGCUAUACACGCCAGGAAAAAAUGUGAGGACAACAUUGAAGGUUAUUUUCUUAACAGGAGGAUGCAAACAAGUGAAAUCCAGUCCGCGAUGAGGGCCUACAUGGAUCAGAUGUCCAACUCCUGGCGAGAGUAUGUGCAGCUCCUGUCACAUGGCGUGACACACGCCACACAACUGUUCAUUCCCCUCGCAUUUGAAUACAUGGGUAACCACACGAACGAUGAGCAACCCCGUGGAUGGUUUAAGAACAUGGAACGUCUGAGGGACAUGCUGCACACAAAAUUAAGGGGUUGGGUACACGAUAUGACACUCAUCGGCGAGCAGAUAGCGAACUACAAGAUAGAAGAAGACAAGAACAGCACUGUGAACUACAUAAUAAGGCGGCCGCAGUUGAGUGGUGAACUACUAACUCAUCAAGGGUGGUAUCCCUACUUUCGUGACGACUUCAGUAAGAUAUGCGAGGUGCAACAUCCAGAGGCAUCGCAAAUGUUCGGUCUAGCUGACGCACUGUACUCCUUCUAUCAUUCCUACUGGUUCUGCACUCCACAAUAUUUACCUGCUAUAGAAAGAAGCCCCGUAGAUGAGAAGUGGCUGCUGGAGGACAGAAGCAACGCUACCCUCUCUGUGGACACCACCUGCAUGCAGCUGUUGGCGAACUCGCUGGACAACCCCACGUGUCCACUGGAAGAUCUGCCUCCAGAGACCAUUAAGCAACGCGAGCAGUGCCGUGUGCAGCUGUGGGACGACAUGCGAAACAACACUCCCCAUGCUGAAGAACAGAGUAAUGGCAUGGUGGAACCCAGAAAUAAUAAGACCGGGGCAAGAACUUGGUUCUGCAGCUGUGAGAAAUUUGGCAAGGAGGAGAAAUGA